AUGCUGAUACCCAUCGUGGGAAAGAAAUCUAUCAUUCUCACAAAUGAUGAAACAUGGAAGCAUGGUCGCAAGAAAUUCAAUGCCGCCUUUGCCCCCAGCAACCUGGUAACCUUCAUGCCAAAGAUACUUGACAAAACCAUGGAGUUCCUUGCUUUGCUGGAUGGAUAUGUGGAAUCAGGGGAAAAGUUUUGCUUGGCGGAACCAUGUAUCCAGGUUACUUUUGAUAUAAUUGGUCUCGCGGUUCUCAACAUCGAUUUCAAGAGCAUGCAAGGCCAGGAUAAAGUGAGCGUUAUUGUUCGAGCCUUCCGCCACUACCGCCGCAUUGCGCUAGUGAAAACACUCACGGCCUCCCUCACGCCCAUCGUAAAGGAGAAAUUUGAUAUGGCGCACAACAACAUACGGCUCGACAAUAAAGUUGUCGAUCGCAGCGUCAUGGCCAUGGGGUUGAGGCAACUGUCGUACUGCAAUGGUCAAUCUAUGAACUCUCUCGGACGCCACGCGCUCUCGCGGCGAUGCGCAAGGAGCUAG
This is a messenger RNA of Histoplasma mississippiense, 528 nucleotides long. RefSeq lists its product with no specific name. Bases 1 to 528 code for a protein of 175 amino acids. Gene Ontology annotation, molecular function: monooxygenase activity; iron ion binding; heme binding. The record is from RefSeq and is a predicted model, not a curated record. Lineage: Eukaryota; Fungi; Ascomycota; Eurotiomycetes; Onygenales; Ajellomycetaceae. The transcript has 4 exons.